AUGUUGUGUCUGUCGUCGAGACAGGAAUCUCAACGUUGCAACUAUCUGAGCAGGUUGGGAUGCAAGCCAGCAGUGCGCUCGCUGCGAAAUGCAGCGAACGUCUGCCAGCAGGCUGGCAGCAUCUUAGCUAGACUCUUCAAUUGCGGCGCCACCACUGUACCCAGUGACAAAGCUGGGUGGAUACAAUUGUACAUUGCUCGAUCUCUGCGCUGGAUGGACUGCGUAGCGAAGGAGCAUGCAAACGCAGAUGUUAAUUAUGAGCAGCGGCCGAUCAAGCAUCCGCAACCGCCUCUCCAGCAUGCUCCAACCAGGCAACCCCAUCUAGUCCCGUGCAUGGUCAGAAGUGCAAUGUAUGCCAGUACUACUUCGGCCGCACUACUCAUUUUCAUCGACAUUCUCAGUAGUACUGCUAUAACUGUCCUCACUCCUGUUGCUGUCACUUUCGUCAUCUGGACGAUCAGAGUCGAGAAUGAAACACCACCCUCAAGCCCGCACCUCAGUGAUGCAAUUUGCAUGGACCCACCCACACUUACUCGGUUCCCACCCGCUCCAUUCCUCCAUCGGAUCUCAAAGCAAAUGAGGUUUUUCAACAAGUCGCCGUACGGAAAGUCACGCUGUACCAUAUGGUUCGGCAACAAGAUAUACCUCGUUGUGGUCUAGUUUAUGUCUAAGUCUUUGACAAACUGGUUUUUGGCAAUAUGGGUGAACUCGGUCUAGGCUAGACCGCCAAACUCGGUCUUAUACCGCCGAGCUCGAUCAAAUACCGCUGCAAUCCAUGAUGCGGAGCGCAAAUCUCUGCAUAUGGAAAUCUAGUGCCAAGCCACUGCUACACCUUGCUCUCGUUGGCAAGCUCACACUGGCAGUAUCCGUCAUGGCCACCAUCUGUUAUUAUUCUUGCAGACGGUGUUGACAAUGGGAUUGGGGUAGAGAAUUCAAUUGUAUCGUACCGAGCGUUUCUGCAUAACUACCCAAUGUGAUUUCCUGGCCAAUCAGGUAUGUCGCAUGAUGUCGAUGAAGCAAUUGUCUGUAUGAUGGACGCGAGAAUUUGUAUUUCUUUUGGGGAGAGCCUC
Messenger RNA from Suillus fuscotomentosus, 1070 nucleotides. RefSeq lists its product as uncharacterized. The transcript is spliced from 8 exons. The record is from RefSeq and is a predicted model, not a curated record. NCBI's taxonomy places the organism in Eukaryota, Fungi, Basidiomycota, Agaricomycetes, Boletales, Suillaceae. Bases 1 to 660 code for a protein of 219 amino acids.